Messenger RNA from Capsicum annuum, 321 nucleotides. Its product is annotated as glycine-rich protein 5. The record is from RefSeq and is a predicted model, not a curated record. Lineage: Eukaryota; Viridiplantae; Streptophyta; Magnoliopsida; Solanales; Solanaceae. The transcript has a single exon. The coding region runs from base 1 to 321 and encodes 106 amino acids.
AUGAGCGUAAGGAAUAUUUCCAACACACUCUACCGCCUUUUUUUUGGCGGUUUUGGUGGUCUUAGAGGUGGAAUUAGGCCUCCAUUUGGUUUAGGAGCAGGUAUUAUUGGUGGUGGCAUUGGAGGUGGUUUUGGUCCAUUUAUUGGAGGUGGUAGUGUUGGAGCUGGAAGUGGAAGUGGAAGUGGAUUUGGUUCUAGCACUAAUGAAGGAUUUGGGGGCAAUGGUGGCAAUAAUCCUAAUAAUGAAAUCAGUGGUGAACUUGGUGCAGGUGACCUAGGUGAAGGAGGUGAUGCAACAGCUGGAAUUGACAUGCAUCCUUGA